AUGAAGUCAUCAGUGAGAUGGUUGCUUCAAUGAAGCCUAAGUUUAAUAAAUACUGGGAUGAGUAUUGUGAGAUUCUAGCCAUUGCAGCGGUUCUUGAUCCGAGGUUGAAGUUUGGAUUUCUAGAGUACUGCUUCACAACUCUGGAUGCAACAACAAGUAAGAUGAAGCUAGAUCAUAUUAGGAAGAAGUUGAAGAAGCUGUUUGAUGUUUACAAAAAGAACAAAAAGAAAACUGUGCCUGUUACUUCAGGAUCAAAGCCUGCAGCAAAGACCACUUUAGGAGGAUAUGAUGGGUACUAUGCUUUCAUCUCACAAAAUGAUGGCGGUAAUGGGAAGUCAGCCUUGGAUAAGUAUCUAGAAGAACCGGUUUUAGACAUUAUGGCCUUUGAGAGCUUGAAUGUUCUCUCCUAUUGGAGAGACAAUGCUAAUCGAUUUAAGGAGCUGGCAUCAAUGGCGUGUGAUGUCUUGAGUAUACCUAUCACCACGGUUGCUUCAGAAUCAUCUUUCAGCAUUGGAAGCCGCGUGUUAAACAAGUACAGAAGCAGCCUUCUCCCUUCGAAUGUUCGAGCCUUGAUAUGCGCAAGGAAUUGGCUAAGAGGAUUUGAAUCUUUAGACAGUGAUGAAGUGGAUUCUGAACCCUUGAAGGAAGUUGGAGAAGAAGUUAAUGAAGCAGGUCAAAUGUGAAGCAGGAAACAGUUUGCUAGCGUCUUGGAGGAAGAUGGAGGAGAAGAUACGUUAUGAAAUUUGAAUUUAUGUGAUCUUUUGAAAUUUGAACUUAUGUUAUGAGUUAUGUUUUAAACUUAUGAAAUUAUGGUAAAACUUAUGAAACUAUUGUAAAACUUAUGCUAUUUAUGUGGUCUUUUGAACUUAUAUAUUAUUGUACUUGUGGAUU
Messenger RNA from Raphanus sativus (radish), 891 nucleotides. RefSeq names its product zinc finger BED domain-containing protein DAYSLEEPER-like. The record is from RefSeq and is a predicted model, not a curated record. Lineage: Eukaryota; Viridiplantae; Streptophyta; Magnoliopsida; Brassicales; Brassicaceae. The coding region runs from base 18 to 683 and encodes 221 amino acids. The transcript is spliced from 4 exons. Gene Ontology annotation, molecular function: DNA binding; protein dimerization activity.